GCUUUAUAAGCAUUGACUGUGGGUACCAGGGGCGGCCCUACCCCUCUCCUCUCGGCUUCACCUGGCAGCCCGACCCCCCCACCGUCCCCGGCACGCCUGCUGUCAUCACGGGGAUCUCUCCAGACGCGGGAAGUGUGAUGCUGACAACGGAGCUGUCUCUGAGGGCGUUCAACAACGACAGGGACGUCAACUGCUACCACGUGACACUCACUGCUGCUGGCCGUUAUCUGGUGCGCCUGACCUUCUGGUACAAGAACUACGACGGCGAGAACUCACCACCUGUGUUCAACGUCACCAUAGGGCCCGGAUCAGCUGGUCAAGUGGACCUGCGCCCUAUUGGCGACACCCUCUACACGCUCGAAGCCAUAGCCACAGUCAGGGACGCGGCCAUGCCCAUCUGCCUGCAGCGGGUGGGGGACGCCCCGCCCAUCAUCAACGCCAUCGAGAUCCGCCCGCUGCCACCGCUGUCUUACAGCUACCAGCAGUUGAAGGCCGACGUGCUGCUGGUGUGGUGGCGCUUUACUUGUGGAGACAGCCCCGUCAGGGAUCAGACUUUCAGGUACCCCUCAGACCCUCUAGAUCGCAUAUGGCAGAUCGACGGCAGCACGCUCACAGACCACUGGGACCUACAACCAGCCACCCGCACACAGCUGGUUACCACCAGUCACGCCACCGUAACCAUCCCUCGCCCCAUCCGCACCAACACCACCACCAUCACCACCUCCUUUACGAACGCUGUGCCGCAGCGGGUGCUGCAGUCUGCGCGCACAGUGCUAGCACCACCAGCGCUGGCGAAUAGAGGGUUAGAGUACUCCUUUGAUAACCUUGAUGUAGUGGGGGGGGGAGUUGUGGCGGCGCUGGCGUGUGUGAAGACGCAGUUUGGGGAGCCUGCGGCUAUGGAGGAGUGGGUGGGGGACCCAUGCUACCCUGUCACGUGGCCUGGCGUGCAGUGCAGCUUCAGUGCCAAUGCCACUGCCGUCAUUGGCCUGGACUUGAGUCACUCUGGUCUCUCCGGCUCCAUACCUGCCUGCAUUGCCAACCUCUCCUCCCUCUCCUCACUGUAA
Messenger RNA from Closterium sp. Yama58-4, 1064 nucleotides. Lineage: Eukaryota; Viridiplantae; Streptophyta; Zygnematophyceae; Desmidiales; Closteriaceae. The record is from the annotation of a GenBank genome assembly.